AUGGAUAGGGAACUCAUGGCCAUUCUAGGAACUGGGAAGGGCUUGUAUGAAGACCCAGAGGAAAGCAAUGACUUGUCAAGGCUUUCACCACGCUGGCCUCCAACAACCUGGAUGACACCUGAGCGGAAAGCAGAGCUGGGCCGGGCCACCAUGGUGCUCUCUGUGGCUAACAAGGCCCCCGGGAGUGAGGGGCAGCAUCAGACAAAUGGUGAGAAGAAGGAGGCUCCCGCAGUGCCAUCAGCGCCACCCUCCUAUGAGGAGGCCACCUCUGGAGAUGGGCUGAAGGCAGGGGUCUUCCCCCAGGCCCCCACAGCUGUACCUCUCCAUCCAAGCUGGGCCUAUGUGGACCCCAGCAGCAUCUCCAGCUUCGAAAGUGAUUUCCCCACAGGAAACCCUGAGCUCUUCACUGCCUUCAGCUGGGAUGACCAGAAAGUUUGCCGGCUCUUCAUCAGAAAGGUCUAUACCAUCCUGUUGGUCCAGCUGUUGGUGACCUUGACUGUUGUGGCUCUCUUUACCUUUUGUGAUGUUGUGAAGGACUACGUGCAGGCCAACCCAGGCUGGUACUGGGCAUCCUAUGCUGUGUUCUUCGUAACUUACCUGACUCUGGCUUGCUGCUCUGGACCCAGGAGACACUUCCCUUGGAACCUGAUUCUGCUGACCAUCUUUACCCUGUCCAUGGCCUAUCUCACUGGGAUGUUGUCCAGCUACUACAAUACCACAUCCGUACUGCUGUGCCUGGGCAUCACGGCCCUCGUCUGCCUCUCAGUCACCAUCUUCAGCUUCCAGACCAAGUUUGACUUCACCUCCUGCCAGGGUGUGCUGUUCGUGCUGCUCAUGACCCUUUUCUUCAGUGGAAUCCUUCUAGCCAUCCUCCUGCCCUUCCAAUACGUCCCCUGGCUCCACGCUGUCUAUGCCGUGCUAGGAGCGGGUGUGUUCACAUUGUUCCUGGCAUUUGAUACCCAGUUGCUAAUGGGCAACCGUCGCCACUCGCUGAGUCCCGAGGAGUAUAUUUUUGGAGCCCUCAACAUUUAUUUAGACAUUAUCUAUAUCUUCACCUUCUUCCUGCAGCUUUUUGGCACCAACCGAGAAUGAAGAGCCCUCCCCCCAUCCCUACCCCCCUCCAGAGAAUGUCCCUUCCCUGUCCUGUCACCCUUGGUGUGCUCCAGUAAGUCCAGACAUAAACUUGCUGCCACCAGCUUGUGAGCAGCCGCUCUCUCCUGCAGCCUUACCUUAUGCAGCUUGUACAAAUGCCAUCCUUGGAGCCCUAAAGAUCUGAGGCCACACCAUCCCCUGUGGUGCCCCUGGCACCCAAUUACAUCUUCCAAAUGGGACAGUCAAGGCUCAGGGCACCUCUAGACUUGCAGACCCAGGGAGUGAGUGGAGGAAGCCCCUCAGAGGUGGGAAGGAGACCCCAGAAAACCUGGCUGAGACGAUGACUCCACCGAGUCUCCUAGGGCUUCAUUUUCUCUUUCAGGUUGAACAACCACACUUUGUAAGGAAAAAGGCUGAGGGGACAUGGCUGGAAUAUAGGGACAGGACACUGUGGUGUGAGGGUGAAGCUGACCAGGCUGUCCUUCUCUCGGGGUUAGGGCUAGUAGCUUGUUAGGGACCUGGAUAAUAUAAAAAGAGUAGGAAUGCUUCCAUGACUUGCCUCAGUUUGCCCUCCUAGGUCAUAGGACAGGGGAAUGUGUCUAAGUGUGAGCCUGUCCUGAGCUCUUCCAGGCAGGGGAAGGCAAGUGAGGCCACUGGGAGGACUAAACAGGAGGCAAUGAUCUAUCAGACUGCAUGCACUGAGAAGGCAGGACUAACACCCGAUCUCUCUUUCCAGCCUGUGCUGUUCCCACAGGCCUGAGGGGGAAGUGAGGCCAGGAGGCCGGGUGGGAGCAGUUCUAGCUACUGGACCAGCCCUUACCAGUGGCUGCCUUUAGUAACCCUUCCACACUAUUUCCUAAGCCUUUCUCUAUCUUCUGCUACAUCCGGUCUUAUCUUCAGCAGGGCCUCCUGAGGCCCUAGGAAUUGAGGCACCCAUGUCCCUUCCCCAGCUUCCCUGGCCACUUAGCCCUGGGCCCUUGCCCCCUUCUCUCCUCCACAUCUCUGUAAUUUGGAAGCUGCCCAGCUCAUGGUCACAGCCAGGGCCAAUCCCUUGAGCCUGUCCCAUGUGAUGAGGCAAGGACUCCUUAUCGGCAUCCAGGCGGCUGGGAUCUCAGGCGGAGUGUGGAGUGUGCGUCAGCCACCCUGUCCUGGCUGAGUGCCUGCUGGAGAGGGGACCAGGGGGCCACACCUGGGGCAGCAUGCAGCCCACAUAUACACAUAGCCAGCUCUAGGCCAGUGGAAAGUUACUGGGUGGAGGCUAGGAGGCUCUGUUUGCCCCCAGGAAAAGGGGACUAGGUAGCCUAUUCAUCCCUGUCCCUCCCACCCUUUCUACUUCCAGCCUUCAAGGAAGAUUACAGAGGCAUUUGAGAUUUUUCUCUAUCUUGGAUAUUUGAGAAAGGAAGAAACUGAGAAUGGAGAGGGGGUGAGGGUGAUGUGAUGGGUAGUUGGGGUGAGUGCUGGUCUAAAUGACCCCACUGCUGCAAGCCAGAAAGGGGGGGGCUGCAAUGGUGAUCAUCACUUCCCCAUUGCAGAGGCAAAGCCAAAUGGCUCAGAAAGGCUUGUGGCAAGUCCAUUAUCUAGUAAACCUGGGGGUCUGCCCGCAGUUGCUUCUUUCAAGGGCCCCUCCAGUCUGAGUCUGGGCUGGAUUGAGGUUUGUGUACCCCAUAGAUGUUGGUGGUCAAGCCCUGGCAUCUCUGGGGGUUUGUUAUCCCCCACACCCCAUGUCACCCAGCCUGGCAUUCCAAGAUGCUGAACUGAGGUUUUCACUCCCUGGAAGUCAGCUGGGAGGCAGGGCUCCUGGCUUCUGAUCUGGCCUUGCUACCCACAGACCUGUGUUUUGUCUGUGACUCUGUUUCUGUAUCUACAAGAUGAGUGUCUCCAAUCAGUGACAGUGCAGGGCAGGGAGAGGCACCAAGACACUUCCACUUGAGUGCCUCUCCUAAUUCUCGGACUUCAGUUCUAGAAAAGUUUAAAGGCCCUUCCCCACUGACCUGCCACCCUCACACUGGCUGGUUUCCCAGAAUCCACUUGUCCAAGUCCUCCUCUUCUGGGAUAAUCUGUGCAGAGACUGAGGAUUGAGAAAUUUUUUCCAAGACUAAGUUACAAAAAUUGGGGGAAGGAGCAAGCCCUGGGCCAUAAAUAAUGUGACCAGGACACUAAUCACAGUGAUCUCAAAGAUGGCUCAGCUGUGGAAGUGGUGAUGCCUGCCAGCAGGGUUUGCUUCAGGCUGCUACCCAGCCUGCAGCUAAACUGGCAGUAGGACCAGAGAAAGCCUUGGUGUCGACCCCUGAUAGAGCAGUGAGGAGUCCCAGGGACACCUGGGUGGGUCUUGGCAGGAGGAAGGGCGGGAACAAGAAUGCAGGAUUAUGAGGAAUGCGGGAUUAUGAGAAACAGAAGCUGGCCAGGUGCAGCAAACUGUGGAGGAGGAAGGACUCCCGCUGGCCCCUCACAUUUUUAGCUCGGGUGGGGCCGGACCUACGACAGGGUAGGUUGGAUUUCAUAAGUCUUGAGAGAGCCAGGAAUCUGUCAAUGAGGAGAGCAGAAAGUCCUCUGGGGCAGUAUGGCAGAUAAGGAGGUCCCCGGAAGAAGUAGCCUCAUUAAAUCCCUCACUCCCCACACCAAUUCUUGGAUCCAUGUACAGAUCUUUCGGUGUAGCCCGAGGAAGACACAUGAUUAAGAAUCUUGGUUCUUCCAUUCCAUACCCGUCUCCUGUGGGAAUCAGGGUCCCUCAAGCACCCUUAUU
Cricetulus griseus (Chinese hamster) is the source of this 3835-nucleotide messenger RNA. Lineage: Eukaryota; Metazoa; Chordata; Mammalia; Rodentia; Cricetidae. The record is from RefSeq and is a predicted model, not a curated record.